Messenger RNA from Bombus pyrosoma, 701 nucleotides. RefSeq names its product dynein axonemal light chain 1-like. The transcript has 3 exons. Gene Ontology annotation, cellular component: cytoplasm. The record is from RefSeq and is a predicted model, not a curated record. NCBI's taxonomy places the organism in Eukaryota, Metazoa, Arthropoda, Insecta, Hymenoptera, Apidae. Gene Ontology annotation, molecular function: protein kinase binding. Bases 140 to 685 code for a protein of 181 amino acids.
GAAAUUAAUGAAUUGCCAUUUUUGUGCAGUGAGUGAAGUUAACCAGAAGUAAUUACGUUUAUAUAUUGUUAAUACUUUGGCAACAUAACAUUUAUAAAAGUUUCCUCUGGUUAAUAUAAUAGGAAUGGAUCUAUAAAUCAUGGCUAAAGCAACAACAUGUAAAGAGGCUAUUCAACGAUGGGAAGAAAAAACUGGUUUGAUCGCCAGCGAACAGAAAGAAAUCAUUUUGUCUUUUCAAUGGCCUCCGAUUGAGAGAAUGGAUAAUAAUUUAGCGGCACUUAUCGCCGUCGAGAAAUUAUCUCUCUCAACGAAUAUGAUAGAGAAAAUUACUGGUAUCAAUUCUUUAAAGAAUUUAAAAAUUCUAUCUCUGAGCCGUAACAAUCUUAAGACGUUCUCCGGAUUGGAAGCAGUUGGAGAACAUUUAGAGGAAUUAUGGAUAUCAUAUAAUCAGAUCGAAAAAAUUAAAGGUGUUAACGUAUUAAAAGCGCUAAAAGUACUUUACAUGUCGAAUAAUUUGGUAAAAGACUGGGCGGAGUUUAAUCGUCUGCAAGAAAUACCGAAUCUCGAAGAUUUAUUGUUUAUUAAUAAUCCUAUUUGUGAAAAUAUGGACACGGAAUCUUGGCGUAGUCAGGCAACCAGAAGACUUCCAAAAUUAAAGAAACUUGAUGCUAUACCGGUUGUAUGAUUAUUUCUUAAUCAUU